UGCGUGUGAGAGAGUGUGUGCUCUUGUGCUGCUCCUGCAACGCGCUACGUUUUGUGUCUGCACGGGAAUAUCGAGCGAAAGCGCGAGCGAGAAGAAGAGACGGGAAAGCGAGAUGGCGAAGAUAGAGAAAGAGCAAGUCGGUGUGGGAAAGGUUCCUAGCAAUCUUUAUUUAUUAGAAAUUCGCUCCAAGAGUCAAAAGUUUAGUUUGUGAUUGUGUGAGUGCGUGCAGAGAAAAGAGUGAGUGGGUGAUAAAGAAAAGUGAAAAAGAAAUAAGCUCUACACCACCACUAAAGCGCAGCACAGCCGCGGUCGUAUCUGAUUAUCAAGCCAAUAGUAAUCCGGUGAAGUUGCAAAAUCGCCUCGGUAAAGUAUCGUGGCGGGUACCCCGGUUUCUGAAGUAAUACUUAUCUCGAGAGAUAAGGCGAAUCACACGCAUCCUUCCGCGGCGAUACCAAGGAGCGCGCGGCUCGAUUGUUGCAUUGAAAGCAAAGAAAAAUAGAUACCAUGGCCGCCAAUAUCCAACAAAGUGGUAACCUGCUGGAUGUGCUGAAGAAGAAGAUGCGCCAAACGAAGGAGGAGAUGGAAAAAUAUAAAGAUGAAUGUGAAGAGUACCACAAAAAGCUGCAGAACGAAGUGAUGAGGCGUGAGGAAGCUGAAUCAGAAGUUGCCGCUCUGAACCGUCGUAUUCAGCUUCUGGAGGAGGAUCUCGAACGUUCGGAAGAACGUUUGGCUUCCGCCACGGCUAAACUGUCAGAGGCUUCGGCCGCCGCUGACGAGAGCGAACGGAUUCGAAAAGCGCUUGAAAAUCGUACAAACAUGGAGGACGAUAGGGUAGCGAUACUGGAGGCGCAACUAGCCCAAGCCAAGCUAAUAGCAGAGGAAGCUGAUAAAAAAUAUGAAGAGGUGGCCAGAAAGCUGGUGCUCAUGGAACAGGACCUGGAGCGUUCGGAGGAGAAGGUUGAAAUGAACGAAAGCAAGAUCGUCGAGCUUGAGGAAGAACUGCGCGUUGUCGGUAACAACCUGAAGUCGCUGGAAGUCUCCGAAGAAAAGGCAACGCAACGAGAGGAAUCGUACGGUGGCCAAGUUAGAGUAUUGGAUCAACGUCUCAAGGAGGCUGAAGCCCGUGCUGAAUUCGCUGAACGUUCCGUUCAGAAGUUGCAGAAGGAAGUCGACAGACUCGAAGAUGAACUGACAGUCGAACGUGCCAAGAACAAAAUGCUUCAAGAGGAAAUGGAAGCUACCCUGCAUGAUAUCCAGAAUAUGUAACCUAUCGAGGAAGCAGCGCAAUGCCAGAAGAUAUGUCGUCAUUACGCGCUGAGCGUUCACUAGGCAUAACGUGGAAGCGCAGGAAAAGAGUUGUAAACAGACAUCGUUUGGCAUUUCUUCGAUGAUGUACCAUGCCGAAUCCAUCACAAAAAACCGCACGCACGAACUUUCACACAUCCACAUACUCGUUACGUUGUUGAAAUUCACAGACAUCAUGCGAUUGUGCACAUUCGGAGGAAGAGCGUUGAGUAGAAGAGCGCGCAGAUGCAAGUGGUUCGAUUUGCAUUACUUUAAGGGUACUAGCGGAAAGAGGAGCCCUUGUUUCAUUUGUAGAGAAUGAAAAUCUUCUUUGAACAAAAGUGUAGAAGGCAGAGGCAGGCUACGUAGAGAUUUUUUAAACUAAAUCAAAAUGAUGCGCACACGGGCGAUGAAUGUAGAGCAGCAAAACUAAUGCUGCCCGAAAUAUGAAGCAUUUUAAUUGGAUCACUUUAUUGUGAAUUGUUUCUCCAUUGUAUAAAUUUAUUUAGCUUUCCCCGUUAGAAGCAGAGAGCGCAUGCAAACGGUCGGUCCCAAAUGGAGAAUCGCUCGAGAAAAAAAACCGUGACGCCGCGAAUAGAGUGUCGUUUGUCUCGCCUAGUCGUUUGGUUCAAGAUUUAAACUGUCCAGAGUUCGGUGAGAUGCGCGUGGUGUUAUUAGAAAAAAGGAAACACAUACUGCUACAGAUUACCAUUUUAGUACUAUCGUCACAGAGUUUAAGAAGUGAACGGCAAAACCGGUUAAAAUAUCCGUCGAAGGCACCAAAAAAAGACAAUAUUGUUUUUGCAGAAGACGUCAGUUUCCAUUCCAACCACAUAAGGCCUAUGAUGUUUAAAAUGUGGCCGCGAACCGUGUUCAUUGCAUUUCAUACCGAUUCGAGGAACAUUCCAUUGCCAUGCUGAAAAUAAAAUCAAUAUAUUUUUUACGCAUUUUAAACCAACGAGGUUGUGCCUGCAUUUAUGCGGUAUGUUGUUGUAACGGACGCAGUACCGUUUAUUUUCCAUUCAACUCAAGUUGCUACGCGGUCGGCCGGCUCAGUUCGCCCCAAUUUCCCAACUAUAGACAAAAACAACUUUUUUUUACAUAAAUACUUUUGCGUGUGUUUCUUGUCAUUUGCAUUCCAAGAGUUGUGUGUUAAUGUGGAAAUUAUAAGAAGUAUUUACCAGAAGUUAUUGCAGUAGUAGUACGAUGGAUGUUUGUGAAAAGCAAGGAAAAACCAAUCGCUCAUGUUUAUUCUGUCCCCACAUUGUGUAGCGUUUAUUUUAGCUUUUGCGAACUCUUUCCUAUCUAUUUCGGCCGAGCCAAUGUCUUUCGGGCUGGAGCAACAAGGAUCCACAGAACGUAGACCUUCGUAUAGGCGAACCCCGUAUUUAAAUGUUGUGCACAAGUGUUGCACGCUGUUACGACGAACCCGCAGGUUGUUCCGUCGAUAAAAUAUAGCAUAGCCAGGUUUUACGAUCGAGAAAGAAAUAUAUUCAGGAACACUGUUUCCCCCUGUAACGGUAGAAGUGCGGAGCCGUUAGGGCGAAAGAUGCGUAGCAAAACAUUUUAAAUUUUUAAAAUUGUCGCGUUUAAUGCAUCCGUGAACCGAUAGAGGAAGGACGCGUGCCCUCAUGCCUUUCUUAUACAUUUGCUAGCUAAGAGUAAGGAGUAAGCUUUCGGAAAAGACAAUCGAACGAAUGCUUAGAAACGGAACCAUGAACAUUCAACACAUUUACACGUCAAUACACGUUACACACCGUUACACAUGACCCCACGUGGAACGCAGCAUAACGCAAAACGAAAUGCCUCCUUUAAUGUAUUUGAGUGUUUAUAAUAUAUUAUUUUAUCGUAAACCGAGA
Messenger RNA from Anopheles bellator, 3143 nucleotides. RefSeq names its product tropomyosin-2 (gene Tm1). Gene Ontology annotation, biological process: muscle contraction; actin filament organization. The transcript is spliced from 9 exons. Gene Ontology annotation, molecular function: actin filament binding. The coding region runs from base 505 to 1266 and encodes 253 amino acids. Gene Ontology annotation, cellular component: actin filament. The record is from RefSeq and is a predicted model, not a curated record. NCBI's taxonomy places the organism in Eukaryota, Metazoa, Arthropoda, Insecta, Diptera, Culicidae.